AUGGUUGUCCUGUUCCGAAAUAGGGAUCUCCUACGGGUAUUAUUUAUCUACAUGGAGCAAUGGUCUCGACAGGCAUUUUUUUGGGCUGCAAAGGUUUCAGAUAAUGUCAGCUGUUGGCUGAAACUGAACGGAAUCAAACCUGUUGAUGCUAGUCACUGGAACGAUGACAAUGCCGAGCUUCUUCCUUUCUCUUCCACAGGUAGAGGUGCAGAAGCAGGACGUCAUAUUAAGUUGAUGAACUGUUUGAUCCAGCAUUUCAACUUCUGUCCUUGA
Messenger RNA from Angiostrongylus costaricensis, 273 nucleotides. Lineage: Eukaryota; Metazoa; Nematoda; Chromadorea; Rhabditida; Metastrongylidae. The record is from the annotation of a GenBank genome assembly.